This is a messenger RNA of Geosmithia morbida, 903 nucleotides long. RefSeq lists its product as uncharacterized. The record is from RefSeq and is a predicted model, not a curated record. The coding region runs from base 1 to 903 and encodes 300 amino acids. The transcript has a single exon. Lineage: Eukaryota; Fungi; Ascomycota; Sordariomycetes; Hypocreales; Bionectriaceae.
AUGUCGCUUCCUACCAGUAGGUCCUGCAUGAGACCUGUGACGCGUAAUGCGCUACAGAUUCUGCGUAGCUUUUCGACAACGGCGGCAAGGUUGAACGAUGUACCUCCCGAGUCCCCCCUUUAUGUUCGACUUCCCCUACCGCCCCAGACCGAAGAAAAGAGGCGCGAACGCGUCCGUGGUUUCCUCCCCGUACCCCGCGACAUCUUUCCGCGCAAGGAUGGUGAGCGAAAGCUAGAUACCGGGUAUCUGGACAAGACUGCACCCAAGCCCCGGACGCCAAAGACGGGAUCUGCCCAGCGUCAAUGGAAGACAGAGGUUGCCGACAGUCGGCGACAAGGCCUUAAAGAGGGCUUGGAGGAGCUCUGGGAGCGCCAUUCGCGAGAUGAUACUGCUCGCUCGCAGCGGUCACGUGAAAAGUUCUUGAAGAACCAUAACCUUGCUGUUGCGUCCGAGCGGGAAGACGACCGCCUCACGCGGAGCACAGUGUUGAAGCCUCUACUCGACACUAAGGUCCACGCCGACCCUAAGCGUUUCUCCCGCGCUGACCGAAGUCGCGACAAGGUCCUAGCUGCCCAGAAUGCCAAACGCGAGGCACGACGGGACGCGCUAAUGGAGCUCUACAUCAGUGCUUCGAAUUUCAUCACCAAUGAGAAGGAGCUCCGCAAGGAGAUCGACGAUGUCUUUAGCGAGGACUACUUCAAGAAGCAGAGUCAGGCUGCUGGCCGCUGGGGCGCUGAGAAUGCUUGGGGUACAUAUGGCCCUCCGCCCUCGGUCAACGGAAUGCUCCAGACGACCACUGGCGCUUCUACCAAGCUUGUCGAUGUCCAUGAGUCCGAGUACGAUCGCUCUGUUAAGAGGCAAAAGAGGAUUGCAGAGGAAUUCACUGGAGGAAAGAUGGAAUAG